AUGUGCGCUGAAACGCAUCAUCAAUCGUUAACACUUGCAGCACAAGUCGCCGUGGUCGCAUAUGCAAUGCUACUAGAGCCUUUCGUCUCCGGGUGUCCAGGCAGCGACGUAGCGCGUGCUGUGCGUAGAGGUUGGAGAGCCAUUGGGUCAGAGACAGGGCAUGCGCAUCGCUGUCCGUUGAAUGCUGGAGAAAGAACGCUCGGUGCACUGCCAUGCGCUGUAUUCCCUCAAACUCAGAACAUGUGUUCGUCAUCACAGAGACAACCAGUCAAAGAUCCAAUUGUACGACCAGCGAUAACUGAACAUCGUAUGCCCAGUACCGGUAUUACAGUUCCAAGCACCAGAAUUCCAAAGCAGCGGUUCUUGGAUUCCGGUUCGCGGCUCCUGUUCGUUAAUCAACGGCGCAGUCAACGCCGCAUCGCCGCGCCGCCGGGAGUAGAAGGGCGCAACACCCACACGAGGAUAGAAACGUGUGUAGCAGACCUGAAACGGACGUCCUGUUGGCGGGAGGCACCAAUAACGUCGUGCACCUCUUGUCUUGUCUCCAUUCCAACCGCAGUACCGCCGGCAACCUCUCAUCCGUCUACAUUUGUAUUUCCCAAUCAGCACAACAGAGCUCAGGGUCCGAGUGCUCCCAUAAUCAGCCGCAUGGGGCACGUCCCUUCUCAAAGUGUGGCAGAGCACACUUCCCAUUUUAGUCUCCACCAACGGCGCAGCGCCGCAGCUUGUAAUGCUCCGACGAACGACGAGUAG
Macroventuria anomochaeta is the source of this 753-nucleotide messenger RNA. RefSeq lists its product as uncharacterized. The coding region runs from base 1 to 753 and encodes 250 amino acids. The record is from RefSeq and is a predicted model, not a curated record. NCBI's taxonomy places the organism in Eukaryota, Fungi, Ascomycota, Dothideomycetes, Pleosporales, Didymellaceae. The transcript is spliced from 3 exons.